AGACAUCCUGCCACAAUGAUUUCUGCAAAGUCCAAACUUGUACCCUAUGGCCUCAAGACUCUGCUGGAAGGAGUUAGCAGAGCUAUUCUCAAAACCAAUCCAGCAAACAUCACCCAGUUUGCAGCAGUUUAUUUUAAAGAACUUACUGUGUUUAGAGAAGGGAAUACUUGUAUGGAUAUAAAAGAUCUGGUUAAACAGUUUCACCAGACUAAAGUGGAGAAAUGGUCAAAAGGAGCAACACAAGAGAAGAAACCAAAAUGUGUGAAAGAACCAGAAGGAACAUCUGUAGUUUCUCAAGAACCAACCUGGAUGGAAAAAUCUACGGACACAGAGGACAAUAUAGCUAGACCAUUGUUUAUCAACAAAACCACCCAGUUUCCAACAGUUAAUGCUGAAUUUCUAGAGCCUGAAGAGAGAAAUGAAGCAGUUCGUGGUCCUUCUUCCAAACCACACACCUCUAAGGUUAUCACCCCACCCUCAUCACCAGCUCCAGCAGCUGUCUCUCCAGAGUUUGCCUAUGUCCCAGCUGACCCAGCUCAGUUUGCUGCUCAGAUGUUAGCAAUAGAAACAAGCGAAGCAGGACAACCACCACCAUAUUCUAACAUGUGGACCCUUUAUUGUCUAACUGAUAUGAAUCAGCCAAGUCCCCCAUCACCACCACCUGCACCUGGGCCUUUCCCCCAGGCAACCCUCUAUUUAUCUAAUCCUAAGGAUCCACAGUUUCUGCAGCAUCCACCAAAAGUUAUUUCUCCAACUUAUGUGAUGAUGGACGACAGCAAGAAGACCAGUGCCCCACCUUUUAUUUUAGUAGGUUCAAAUGUUCAGGAAGCACAGGAUUGGAAACCUCUUCCUGGACAUGCUGUUGUUUCACAGUCAGAUGCCAUGAAGAGAUAUGCUGCAGUACAAGUUCCCAUCGCUGUGCCUGCAGAUCAGAAAUUCUAGAAACAUACCCCAAAUCCCCAGAAUGCUAGUCCACCCACAAGUGGACAAGAUGUCCCCAGACCACAAAGUCCAGUUUUUCUUUCUGUUCCUUUCCCAGUAGAAGAUGUAGCCAAAAAAAGUUCAGGAUCUGGUGACAAAAGUACUCCCUUUGGAAGUUACGGUAUUGCUGGAGAAAUUACUGU
This is a messenger RNA of Tupaia belangeri chinensis (Chinese tree shrew), 1124 nucleotides long. RefSeq names its product calcium-binding tyrosine phosphorylation-regulated protein-like. Gene Ontology annotation, cellular component: sperm fibrous sheath; cytoplasm. Gene Ontology annotation, biological process: sperm capacitation. The record is from RefSeq and is a predicted model, not a curated record. NCBI's taxonomy places the organism in Eukaryota, Metazoa, Chordata, Mammalia, Scandentia, Tupaiidae. Gene Ontology annotation, molecular function: calcium ion binding.